Molecule: messenger RNA, 10610 nt
Organism: Schistosoma guineensis
Lineage: Eukaryota; Metazoa; Platyhelminthes; Trematoda; Strigeidida; Schistosomatidae
Source: the annotation of a GenBank genome assembly
CAACGUUUGACCGCUUUGUUUGUUACAGCAGUUACACGUUCUUAAUUUUACUCAUAAAAUGUUGGAAAGCAAGAAGCCAAUAAAUAAGGAGUACUUAUGCUUUUCCGAUAAAGAAAUCUACUGCUGUCUAAAAACUAUUUAUCAGUCUUUUAGCGCGGUUGAACUACGAAAUUGGAUACAUGAAAGUUGUGCUUUUAUCUUUAAAUGUAGAGAGAUACAUUUUUCGGAUUUAGUGAUUUUUCUGUGUCGCUUAAAAACGGUUACGAACGAUUCAUUCAUAAAUAACUCACUUCUUCCUGAUGAAGCAAAAAGGCAUUAUCUGAGGGUAUUCAUAAAGAAUAUUGAUCAUGUAGUUCUAUUCAGAACAUUGGAACAUUUUCUAUCAGAAUACGGAUUUGAUGGGAAAUUCGAGGGGUUUAUUCUUUGUUUUUUCCGUAAGCAACGUGAGCUUCUUCUCAACAUGUUUGACAGUUCGAUUGAUUCUGAUCUAAUAACGAUAGACUCAAUAAACCUUUUGAAGUUAUUUGACAACUUUGCACCAAACAGUCAAUCUGAUAUCCUGUCCGCGCAGUUACUUUGGAUGAAUUUCUUUACAUCGCGAUGGUUGUCAUACAAUCCAAUGCAUCUGCUUGAUCUGAAGUUUCGUAUUUCCGUUACUGCUAGUAAAGUGCUUCACUAUAAUGGUUACAGUGAUGCAUCAGAAGCUCUGGCAAGAAAAUCGCUGGUUGAUUUUGCUGAGAUGCAUCAACUACGGGACCGGGAGAAAAGUUUGAUGUCGACCACCUCCAGUAAUUUAUUUCACGUGGUUGCUAUCGAACUUUCUUCCAUGGUGUUUAAACGAUCUGUCUUUGAAUCACGUAAACGUCCACAAGGUUAUCUCCGACCAAAAGUCAGAGUUGAAUUCGCUACACUAUUACAGCAUUCAUGGCCUCGAACAAUUACUGAACGUUAUCUAAAUCAAUUAAUUCCAAAUUCGUCUGCUCAAAUAUUAGCUAUUUUAGAAGCAUUAAGCUUAAAGCCUGGAGAAAGAAGAAGUUUAAUCAUACCAAAACCACCAGUAGAUUCAUCUGAUUGGGAAAUGUCUGACGUUUAUACUGAACUUUUUAUUGCGUCAAUGGAGUUAAUUUAUCCAAAUUCUUCUAAAAAAUUGAUUCCUAAUUUUCUAUCUGGAAUACACGUCAUUCGUAAAAUACCAGUAGAUAGAGAGAAAACUUCUACAGGUUUAAUAAAUCAUACAAUAGCAUUGAAUGAAACAAAAUUUUUGAAAUGGACACAACUAGAUUUAAUUCAUUAUCAGUACAAUUACCAUGAUUCCACCGAAGAAUAUGAUGAAAACGGAGAAUUGUCAUCAGAAUCAAAAGCAAUACCUUCAUCAACUAUAAAUACAAACGUUAGUUGUACAAUAGAUAGUUUGAUGAAAUUAAUACAAAUCUAUUUUGCAUGUGCUCAGUACGAUAUUUUCGAUUUGGUAUCACGAGAUACUUUGCAUGUUUUCGAAGAAAAACUAUUAGAUCUAAUUAAAGAACAAGUACCUAAAGAAUUUAUACAGUAUAUUCAAGCACAAAUUGAUACAUUGGAAUUACUUCGUGUGUUACACUCUGCACAAUUGUCAAUAAAAGUAUUGAAUAAAAACGAGAUAAUAGAGGAUGUAUUACAACAACCUAUUGUACAAGAAACUCCAGCGGCUAAUGCAAUCGAUUUCUUGGAUAGUGAUAAAGAAGUAAAUUCAACUAGAUUAUUACAUAAUCAAACAUUAAUUUUAAACUUUUUACCAAAAGGUAUAUUAAAAUUAAUACAAAAAUUGGAUAAUAUCGUUAAGAAAAUAGAUGAACUUCAGAUCUCUAUGUAUGAUAAUGCAAUUUUGAUAGAUAUUAUUAUAGUAUUAUGGGAUUAUUGUCAUAUAUUAUGUCAUAAAUGGUUCAUUCAGAAUAAAUUGAAAAUAGAAUAUUUCAACACAAUUCAAAUGAAACUAAUUGGAAUUCUGUAUUUAUUUAGUCUUAUGAAGACCUUACUUGAAUCGUUAAACAUUGAUGUAGCAGAUGGUUUAAUGUCAUGUAAUCUCAUAUUUUAUGUUAUAUGGAUUACGGAAAUGUUUGAGCAAAAAUUAUUUCAUCACAAUUCAAGGAAAGAAUCAAGUCAAAAUUUUCUAUUAGAUUCAAUGAAUAUUAAAUUAUUAUUAAAAGCAUUAACGUUACAAAUGAAACCAGAUGAUGUUUGUGGUGCUACAGAAUGCAAUGAAAACGAUAAGUUAGCCAUAUGUUUAAUUGAUCUUUGGACUGGUAUAUGGAAUAAAGUAAUGGAUAUAAUUUACUGGUCACGCAAUAUGAUUAGUAAAAGGAUGAUAUUCCUUCAGAUAAAUCAUCCGAAGAAUUUGGAAAUUAAUAGUCUUUCAGAGCUACAAGUUGAACUGUUGUGGUUCGAGCACACAAUCCGAUGGAAGCUCCGAAAUUUAGAAUGGUUAACGUGGUGUGAUUUGAAUGAAAUGUCCAAAGAAAAAGUGCACAAGAAAAUUGAACAAAUGGAUGAAAAUUCACUUAAACAAUGUGGUCGAAAUAAAAUGUCUAAAGUAUUUUACUAUUGCCUUAAAGCAGAAACUGAAGUAAACAAUGAAACAGCUAAAAAAUAUUACAAGAUUGCCGAAAAACUACUCUUCAAUAAAUGGUCAAAUGAAUUCCAUUCUAUUGGUAGUAAAGAAGUAAUCGAUUGUCAACAAUCAACUGGUUUGAGUAAGCCACAUGAAAAUACACUGGCUACUGAAAGGUUCCGGUCUGAUAGACCGCCCCCACCUAUAGUGAUUGCUAAAUGUGAAAAUUCAAUGGUAUUUCAAACACAAAAGUGGAAUCCAUUAUCUGGAGAACAGGUUCAUUUUUAUGCACUAUACGGAAAACAGACAUUUGUAUCCAAUCAGAAAGUUCACAUCACUGAUAAUAAGUUAACCAACACCGGGAUUUUGGUCAUUUGCAAUGACAGUUCCAGUGUUUUAAAAGUGACUGAUCUAACACCAAAUGAAGAAUAUGCCUUUGCUGUAGCGGCUUACAAUAAAGAAGGUCACCCGAUAGGAUCACAUAAACAUGGUUUAGGUCACAGUACAAAACCGGUUUUAGCUUAUUCUUCGCUAUGCAUUUAUACGGGAUUAUGUCAUCUUCUACAGUCGGCAUUUCGACGUAAUCUAUCCCAAUGCCUAAUGGCUCAAUCAGUUAACAUAAUCUGGGAAUAUUUAACGGAGAAGUAUGAUACAAAAGAUGAUGAUAAUUCAACUCAUUUAACUGGUUUAAAGUUGAAAGACCUAAAUAGUUUUCAAUGUUCAAGCAUAUUAUUGAAGCACCUAACGACAUGUAUUUUAUGGCACUGCUCAGUUAUUCAGAAGUCUGGAAAUCUACGUUCAUGUAAAUUUGAUAAUUCCACUUACUUGUUGGACAAACAAAUUCAGAAAAUCCAUUUGUCUGAAAAGUUGGUAAUUGGUUUGGAGUUAAGCGCUAUGUUGAAUGAUGUGCAACUAUUGCUAGAUUUUGCUAAUCUGAUCUAUGAAACAUUGAGUUUUAACAUAGAAAUGAGUUCUGUAACACAUGAUUAUGCUAAGAUUCUAUUAAAAUCAUUAACAAUAAUUCUUGGCGUUAGAAAAUGUACUACAAAAUUAAUAUUAUUAGAUGAAACAUUGAAUAGAAAACUUACUCAAAUAAUGAUUAAGUUUACAUUUGAAUUAAUCAAAGUUUUCGAAGUGUUAAAUGAACUUAAAGGUAUUGUUACAAUAUUGAAAAUUGUAAAAGUCACAUUAAAUCAAUUAAUGAAAGAUAUCAAACCAAGCAUUAACGUGUCAACAAAAAAACGGAUUUCUCAGGGUAAACUAAGUUCUAGUUAUUUAACUGGACGAAGAAAAUCAAGGCAGAAUACCGAUCAAAUGGGUGAAUUAAACUCAGUCAUUAAAACAAUAGAUGCUUAUAGCUAUCUGGUUACAGCUAAAUUAAAUCCUCCAAGAGGAGAAUUAUUUGGUUACGAAGAUGAAUAUCAAGCGAUUGCAUGUAUGGCAACUAAACCAAUAAAAGCUGCAAUAAAAGAUGUAAUAAAAUUCAAUCGUCGAACAAUAUUUUUACAAUUGGUCAAUGUAAUUUUAGAAAGAGUUCAUGUUAGUCAAAUUAAUUUGAUUCAACCAUGUUUAAAUGAAAUACGUACAUGGUUGAAUCAUCGUGAUCAAUUACUUGUUAAAUCGUGUCAAUCCUAUGAAACAACAGAUAUAAUGAAAUUAAAUGAUAAUAUGAAUGCAACCAGUCUAGAUAAGACAAAAUCAACGGGCUAUUCGCAAGAAAUGAAUCACCUGUUCAGUUUGCUAACUGAUUAUUACUCGCACAAAAUGAGACGUAUGAAACUGAGAAAUGUAUGCCAAGAUGAAUGGACACAACGUUCACAGUUCAAUCUACUGCAGGCACAAAUUGAACAAAAUGAAUUACUGGAGAAAUGGCAACCGAUUAUUGUUCAAACAGAAGUAUUGGUGAAGAUGGAACAAUUGGAGUGGUUCACAUACUAUAAAGACAAUAUUAUUAUCGAUUAUGAUCAAUCACUAACUGAAAGUUUGCUAGACAAACAGAGUAAAAUGAAUCUCAGAAAAUCGAUAAACCAUAUAGACAAUAAAAAAUUGGACAGAUUGGUUUUCAGCAUACCACAGGGAAGCACCAGAGCAGCUUAUAAAGCAUCCCAAGCUAUAUUCAAUUAUUUGGGUUCAUUUGUUCAGGAACAUCUAUAUGAUACCAAUAGUUAUGAAAAAAACGAUAAAAAUCAGUGUCCAGUUAUGGAAAAUGAAGACGAAAUAAAUGAAGAUUUUAUUGACACUCAAUCUGUUCUAAAGUUACCAGACAACAUUGAAAAAAUCUUUGAUUUUAUAAAAAGAUCAACAAAUCUUGGAUAUCGAGCUAAAUGUUGGCCAAAAGUGUAUAAUGCUGCAAAAUUCUGUUGGAAUGCAACAUCAUUAUUAAGUUCACUGUUGUGUAAACUAUCAAUAUGGUGCAAUGAAGCAAAAAUACGCAGAGAAACAGAUGUAAAGUUAGAAGCAAACAUCAAAAUAACUAACAAAAAUUCACGUAAAGGAAUAAAUACAGACGGAGAGAAAAACUCAAUCCAAACACAAGCACGUAAUAGCUCACUUUCGGAAAUUAUGAAUUACUUAAAGCAAUGUACAAAUCGUAGAGCAUUAGCCAACAUUGCAUGGUCUUGUUGGUUUAUGUCUACUGAUAAUAUCUUAGAUUUAUUUGAAUCCUCACUGGAUCAUGAUGAAAUCACAGAAACAAAGUCAAGAUAUGAUAAUGAUUGGUUAAAUGAACAAUCGGGAAAGAUUUGGCGAUCAGAAAUAAUGAAUAAUCAAUUUGAUAUAGACUGGAAUUGGUUACAUUGUUUUAUAUUGAAAGCAUUAGAGAUAAUAUGUCGUGCAUCUAAAUGGGAAUAUCUGACUUAUUUAGGGUUAAAAGCAGUAGGUACAUUGGGGAAACAUUGGGCACCAGGUAUUUUACCUUUUAUUAUAUUUGGACAAAAUCAAAUAAUGAAACGAUUAAAGAAACAGAAAACUACGAAUACUACUAUUAAUGAUAUGAAUAAUAUAGAACAAUUGAAUGCAGAUUUCGGUAAACUUGUUAAUCGUUCACAAAUACAAUUAUAUUCAGCUUUGUAUCACUACAAUUUUAUACAGCCAAAAUCAGAAGAAGCUUUUACUUUAGAAAACCAUAACUUUUUCAAUAAUCUCAAAUCAGAUACAUUUGGUAUUUCACUAAAAUCUAAUCAAUUCUUGGAAUUAAUAAAUCAAUGUAAAACGUUUAAACAAGGUACUUUUCCGUGGACAAAAGACACUGUAACUGAUACCAUUCAAAAGCCCAACAUUAUUUGGAUUAAUUUUUCACAACAGGAAAGUGAAGGAGUAAAACCUGUACAGCCUAAAGUACGCAUGAGCGGAUGGCUUAUACCACAAAGCCAUUUAAAGGAUGACCAAUUAAUUUCAAACACGAAAUCACUGUCAGAAGAAGAAAUUGCAUUAUGUAAUAUAUUCUUACCUCUAAACUCAAAAAUCAUAGAAGAUGAAUUAAAAGAAGCAGAAUGCUUGCAUUAUUCUGGAAUUAUGAAUAAAAUGGAUCAAGCAAGAUUGUACCAGUCCCUUGUCAUUUAUCUACUACAUUCACUUUCAACGAAAGAAAUUAAUGAAACACAAUUAAACACCAAUUAUGACUGCAGCUAUGUUAUGAAAUUGGUUGAUUUGCAAAAUGAUGUAUCUCCGUGGGAACGAAAAGUUUUGUUUGUUAUAAAUUCAAAAGAAGGUUUAGAAAGAAAAACUUACGAAAAUCUAAUUCAUCAUACAAUAAAAUUCUAUAAUGAAGCUUUGGAAUUAUUAACACCGUACAACAAUACUUUACAGGAAAUGAUAAUUCACUUCGAAUUAUUAAGAUUCUAUUUAAUAGUUGAUCAGAUAAAACGGGCUAAACAUCAAGCUUUAUUAAUCAUGGAUAUCUUAUUUGAACAAAAAAAUACACUUGACAACUUUGAUCGUAUGCUAAACAAUUGUGAUUUGGAGAAUGUUAUGAAGAGAUAUUCAUUUAGAAUUAUUCAAAGAUAUGGUAUAUCUGGUUGUUUGCUUGGUGCAUUAGUAAUGGGAUUAUUGUGCAAGUAUUCGCUUAUUUCAAAUGAUCAAGUAUACAAAAGUCAAAUGAUCUGUGCAACGUUAUUCAAGUCAAUGCUACAUGGUAGUUUGUCAUGUGCAAGAAAAGAUAUUGAUUAUUAUGGCAAUUCUAUUUCAACUGAAUCCUUGAGAAUUUUGAAACUGGAUGAGAUUUUUACUAAUUAUUGUUUUGAUCUAAACAAUGUUGUUGAUGUAUUGAACAAUACAUUGAAUUAUCUAAUAACUCAUGAACAGUUUACUGAAGCAUUUCCAGUUAUCUACCUAUUCUACUACAUUGGUAAAAAUCUAUUAAAAAAUAUACAACUUGAAUUUAAAGCAAAAUUAUUCCAAAUACAAUGUCUUAUUGGCAUCGGUGCAUUAAAACAAUCUCUAUUUGAAUUAUGUGCUAUUUUACAAGAACAAUCCAGCAUCAAUGAUACACAUGAUUGUCAUAUUUCCUUGAUAAAUUUCGACGAUAUCAAAAUGCAAGAAUGUUUGAAUAUAUUACUAACAAACAAGUUGUCAAAACAAACAAUUCACAAAUGGGGUUCUAUAUUAUUCUGUGAAAUACAGUUGGUUCGCGCCGAAAUUUGCUAUGAAAUCGCAAAAUCUAUACCUUAUUUACCAAAGAAAAUGAUAAUUGAAAACCAAAUAUCAUCUACAAAUCCUAAUAGAAAUCAGGUCACAAAAUCUAGUGGCCGUAAAGUUAAAAACCAAGUAGAAAAAAAUAUUGUUCGUUUAUUGUAUGAAAUGGAAAAUCAAAAUUCAGUGUAUCAUUCAAAUUUUCAAUCUUAUCUAAAACAAUUACUUUUUAAUUAUGGAUCUGAUGUUUGUCAACUAAUGAUAAAUAGUAUUUGUAAUGAAAAUCAUCCAUCCUUAGAUCAAUCUGUACUUAUGGUAGUCGUUGAAGCUGCUAUUCUGCUUGCUAAAUUAUUAACAUCACAACAUCAAGCACGCUCUGGUUCAAUGUUGAUGGCUUAUAUUUUAAAAUAUAUUCAAAAUAAAUUAAUGCUAAUGAAUGACUUUAAAAACUGCAAAACGUCAAAUCAUUCAGCAAAUAUGACUCAAAAGCAAGUGACCCAACAAGAUGUUCUAAGUUUAUGGUUUCGAUGUCGAGCAGAAUUGGUUCGUUGUCAGAUAUAUGAAGUGGAUGGUGGAAGGAUACUUCAAGAACUUCCUGAAACAGAAAAUUAUGAAACACCAGAAGAAAAUGACAAUUUAAAAAUUGCAUUAGAAGAAACAAAAACAAUCAAAUUUAAAGAAUACUGGAAUGAAUUUACUCUGCUUAACAAUCAACUUCUAUUUAUUAGAAAUAGAUUAGGAUAUGAAAAAACUACCAAUAUUAUGAUAGAGGAAAUUAGUUUAACAAACAAAUGUAAUCAAUUACUUGUUUGUGAUAUUCUUCGUGAAAGUGAUUUAGUAGUACAAGAAUCAUUUCAGAAUAUAUUAACAGUAAACGACGAUAGUUUGUUAAUUAAAUUGGAAGAUAGAUUGAAGAUACUAUUGAAUGUACAGAAGAUACUAAUACAAGAGCUGAACAAUUGUGGUGAGGGUAUCAGAAACACUUCAUUAUUCCAAAAUACAAUAGCAGAAGUCAGACUGCCUCUUCAUAAAAAUUGGAAAAAUUUAAUUCAAAUUGGAUUAAGAGUCUCACUUAUUCUGUUAUCACUUGGUGAUAUCAAAUCCACACAUUCCUUAAUUCCACAAGCCAAUAAAAUGAGAGAUAAUUAUCCUGAUUGUAUCAGAAUACUAACACUGUUACAUAUGAGCUCUGGUCAAAUUUAUGAUGAAGCAUUAGGUGUUUUGAUUUUUUCUCAAAAUAUAUUAAAACAUCUUCCACCAAAUUGUCCAUGUAUAGAAAGUGAAUUAUUGUUCAUCAAAGGUCAUAUAGAAUUGAGAUUGUUUUUAGAAAAUAAAGUUGAUUGGCAAUCACCUUCUCAAAGCUGGUUACGUUCAAUUUGCAUUUCUGCAUUUGUUACGGGUGAUAAAUUAUUUCAACACAGAACAGAAAUAAUGUUAGUUUAUUUUUGGCAAUUAGUAUAUGUUCAACGAAAAUGUCAACAUUUAGCAACUACUCAUGUACAGAACAUCAUGGAUAAUAAAUUGAAAACAUCACUAUCGAAAAAAGAACUUGAGGCGAUAUCAACAAAUGAAAUAGAGGGGAUCGAUGAUUCGUUUGGUAGAUUUUCUCAGUCUGUUGGUUUAUGUAUCUGGAAUAUUUUAUUAAUGAUUGAUCAAUUCUUAUCUCAACGCAGACAAUGUUCGUCAUCAACUACUCUUAAAUCUACUGGUUUUCUACAUCCAAAUGAACUAAACAAUAGAAAUAAAUCAAUAAUUUCCAAAAUAUCUAAAAGUGAAUCACCCAAACGUACAAAUUCAGCACUUGAUAAAGCGUUUCAAGAUGAUUCGUCAGUUAUGCAUCAAUUUGACUUAGUAGGAAAGAAGUGUUUGGAUUCCAUUCGGAUAAUUUUGCCAGGUGAUGAUGAAUAUGAGUUAAUAAAUUUAAUUCAACCAUCAAAUCAAUUUGAUGGAUUAUUCGAUUAUGUGAAAAAUCGAACUCUUGUCAGUGAAUAUUGGAAUGUUGUAUUCAAUUCUACUUCGAUGGUUUCUGAUGAAAAUCAAUUAUUAAUUAAUCGGAAAUAUGAAUGGAAGAAGCUGAAGAAAAUUAAACUAAAUAUGGAUAUACUUAAGUUGUAUGAAUCAGUUUUAUAUGAAAAUGUAUUAAAUAUUAAACAGUUGUUUGAACGAAAUAAACAGAAUAUCAAAGGUCCUAAUGUCAGCAAUUGUCAAGAAAGUCAAAAUGAAGAUUGCAUUACAAAAGUUUCGAUGCAGAAUGUAAUAAUUCCUAUUUCAGCAGUUCCCUACUAUUCACAAGAUGCAGAAUACUGGUUUCAACGAUUUACAUCACUCCAAGUUCACCUAUAUGAACUGAAUGGUUCUGUAGAAACGGAAACGUUCGGCAAUUUAUCUAAUAUCAUUAAAACUUCAUUUAGUUGGUUUAAUGAUCAUACUCCAGAAAAUGAAAAUUUUAUUCAAUCAUACAUAUCACCAUACAAUAUGAAUUUCGAGCCCAAAUCGCCUAUUAAAAUAAAAAAUGAGACUAGACGUGGAGGAAGUAGCUUAUCAAAAUAUUUAUUGAUGCAAACAAUCAAUAAUUUUGAAAAUGAUAGCAAUUUUUAUAAGUGCCUACCGAUCCUAAUCAGUUGCUAUUCACCAAAGGCAAAACUUGAAGCACAUCUCUAUCAACAACGCUUGGUUUUAUUCGAUAAUAGUGAUGAAUUUUUUAAAAUGAUAGAUCAAUUCAACAAAAUAGUGAUAAAAUACAGUGCAGCCAAUAUUUUUUCUGAUAGAGAUAAAGCAAAUAUAAAUAUCAAAAGUACCACACUGAAAUCAUCAUCUGUUAAUACAAAUGAUAAAUCAUUAGAUUCUGAAAAUUUCAAUCAUUCCGAUCUGGAAUUCCAGGAUGAAUUCAAUUUAUGGUUAGACAAAUUUGAUAAAAUUCUUCGAACUGGUAAAAUUGUGCAUAAUCCUGAUCAAGAUAAAAAUGGAUCAACAAAAUUUACAUUUAUGGUUCCUAAUUUGUCUAUACAAAUAAAUCAACCAAUUGAUGAAAUUUUUAACAGCCUAAAAGAAAUCAUUUCAUGGAGAUAUUUUGGUGGUUCAUUGAUAAAAGGAAAGUUCAGCGAAUAUAUCACAAAGUUAUAUCGAAUGAUUUGAAUGUGUGUACUUUAAUUCUAUAGACAACAGUUGAUGUAACGUUUUUCUUUUGUACUUUAAAACUUGAAUGUUAUGAAAUUUAUUUGGAACAUACUAAUAGUAUCUUUUUCUGUUUCCAUGAAAAAUUUAUAGUAAAGUGAUCUCUUUGACCAUUAUUCGCUGUAUAUGUAUAAACCAUGUGUAUUGUAUGUGUUAUACAAGAAUAAUAAUGAUGAAUCAUAGUGUAUAUUAAUUUAUGCGGGAAUUGUGAUAUUUCAAAGUG